This is a messenger RNA of Parascedosporium putredinis, 4059 nucleotides long. NCBI's taxonomy places the organism in Eukaryota, Fungi, Ascomycota, Sordariomycetes, Microascales, Microascaceae. The record is from the annotation of a GenBank genome assembly.
AUGAGCGAGAAGGAUAUCACCGCCGCAGAGCCGGCGCCUCGGGCUCCGAACGCUGCAGAGCCCGUCGUGACUGCCGCCUCUGAGGAGACUGCCGUACCCAAGUCCGAGAAGAAGGACCAUGGGGUACUGGAGCAGAGCAACGAGAAGGGAGGCAAAAACCAGCCAGAGGCUCGUCCAGAACGCCAGGCCGGGGUUAAAGAUCUAGUUCGUGUAUUCGGCUACGCGACAAAAUGGGACUACCUGGCCUAUCUGGUCGGUUUCUUUUCGUCCAUCGCCGCUGGUGUUUCUCUCCCACUUGUCAUGGUCCUUUUUGGUCAACUCGUGGAAAAGUUCCAAACCUUUGCCACCCCUGGUGCUUUGGAUCCUUCUCUCGUGGAUGUCGACACUCUCCAGGAGCGCAUGGGCGAUUUCGAGAGCGAGAUUAACAGGCUUUCCCUGUUUAUGACGGCGCUCUUCAUUGUCCGUUUUGGAUGCAACUACAUCAACAAGGUUACUUUCCGAAUGGUUGGCAUUCGCAUGUCCUCUGCUGUGCGGGCCGCAUUUCUGCGAGCUCUGUUUGCCCAGUCCAUUCAUAUCGGCAUUUCCGAGAAGAUGGGCGUCUUGGUCGAGUUCACCGCCACCAUUAUCGCUUCCCUUGUCAUCGCCUUCAUCUACAGUUGGCGCCUCACUCUGGUCUGCUUUAGUGCCACCGUCUUCAUCAUGCUCACUCUCGGCAUCCUCUUGCCUCUCAUCUUGAAGGGCGUGGCCAGACUUAACAGGGCCGAGUCUAAGGCUACCGCCAUCGCCACCGAGGCACUUAGCAGCGUUCGCAUCAUCGCUGCUUGCGGUGCCGAGGACGCAUGCUCAAGCGCUACAGAGAGUGGUCGGAAGAGGCGAGGCGCUUGGCCCAGAAGGUCUCGCCUCUCGUGUCUCUCCAAUUCGGUCUCGUCGUACGUGUUUCCUAGUUGUCUUCGCUCGUGUCUUGCCCCCUACUUUGUUGUUGGCACUCUUGCUAAUGGGAUUCCGCAGUUUUUUGCCCUCUGGGCCGUCUUCGGCCUUGCCUUCUGGUUUGGCAUCAAGUCCUACCUUGAUGGGGUGCUGAGUGGAGUCGGCGAUAUUGUCAUUGUGUUGAUGUCGUCCAUGAUGUUGGUCAUGUCCAUGGAGCGUGUCUCCACGCCCAUGCUUGCUCUCGGAAAGGCCAUGCUCGCUGCCUGCCAGUUCUUCACCGUCAUUGAUGCUCCUUUGCCUAACCCUGGCCAUCUCAAGGCGCCCGAGGUGGCUGCUACGGAUGACAUCAACUUCAACGAUGUCACCUUUGCCUAUCCUAGCCGGCCUGACGUCAAAGUGCUCGACAACCUCAACCUUUCUAUCCCGGCCGGCAAGCUCACCGCCAUCGUUGGCCCCUCAGGUUCCGGAAAAAGUACCAUUGUCGGCUUGAUCCAACGCUGGUAUGCUCUUGACGAUCAGUACAUCAUCGAAAAGGCCAUCGGUCAAGAGGAGAUGGAGAAGCGCAAAAAGAAGGCUGCCAAGGCCAAGGCUAGGGAGAAGCGUAUGAAGAAGGGCAAGGCCACAGCCCCUAGCGACGAGUCUUCUGAUGAGGAAGAUGAGGCAAAUGCCGAAGAUAAAGCUACCGGAGAACCCAUCAAGAACGGCGGCCGCAUCACUUGCGGUACCACUCCCAUCGAUGACAUUCAGGCCAUCUGGUGGCGCACGCAGAUUGGCUUGGUCCAACAGGAGCCCUUCUUGUUCAACGACACCAUCUUCAAGAAUGUCGCCUACGGUUUGAUCGGCUCUCUGUGGGAGAACGAGUCAGAGGAAAAGAAGCGCGAGCUUGUCAAGGAGGCCUGUACCGAAGCGUUUGCCAGCGAAUUUAUUGACCGGUUGCCCGAGGGUUAUGAUACAAUUGUUGGUGAGAGUGGAGCCAAGUUGAGCGGUGGCCAGCGCCAGCGAAUCGCCAUUGCCCGCUCCAUCGUCCGUAAGCCCAAGAUUCUCAUCCUUGACGAAGCCACCAGCGCCAUCGAUGUGCGAGGCGAGAAGAUUGUUCAGGCCGCUCUCGACAAGGUUGCCCAAGGCCGUACCACGAUUACCAUUGCCCAUCGUUUGUCCACCAUUAAGAAGGCCGACUGCAUCAUUGUUCUCAAGAAAGGCCAAGUGGUGGAAAAGGGAACGCACCAGACCCUCCUCGAGAACCCCGCAGGCGUGUACUCUGGCCUCGUCCUCGCUCAGCAACUAAACCUCGGUGACACUGCUGAAGGGAACGAAUCCGACGAUUACGAUGAGAAGCUCGAAACUGCCAUGAGGCAAGGAACGAACCGCGGCUUCAUUGCUGGCUACGGUCGUCUCCUCGUGGAGCAGCGAAAUUUGCGCGUCUUCCUUGCAUUGACCAUCUUCUUCGCUGCUUGUGUCGGCGCCGGUAUCCCCGUCAUGGCCUACCUCUUUGCCAAAGUUAUUGUCGUUUUCAACUACGUUGGAGACCCCGAGAAGAUGCGAUCAGAGAGCAACCAUUGGUCUUUGAUGUGGGUCGUCUUUGCCAUCGCUAUUGGCUUCUCUUAUUUCUUCCUCGGAACUGUUUCACAACACAUCGCCGUGUCAAUUGAGGAUGUUUACCGGAGGGAGUACUUUGAGUCCAUUCUCUAUCAAAAGAUGAGCUUCUUCGACAAUGACGAGAACGCCCAGGGUAUCCUUACCUCGAGAAUCUCAGGCGACCCCAAGCUCUUCCAGGAAAUGACGGGUCUAAACAUGGGUAUGGUUUACUCUAGCAUCUUCAGUCUUCUCGGCGGCAUGCUCAUCGCCUUCAUCUUUGGCUGGAAGCUUGCCAUCGUCGCCUUCUUCGUUACGAUGCCCAUCGGCCUCUUCUCGGCCUUCUUCCGCGUCAAGUACGAGCUUGAGUUUGAAAGAAUGAACGGCGAGGUCUUCGACUCGAGCUCCAAAUUCGCUGCGGAGACUAUUGGCGCCUUCCGAACAGUGUCGUCGCUCACCCUCGAGGACACCAUUGCUACACGUUACGAGACCCUCCUUCAUAGUCACGUCGUAACGGCCUUCCGCAAGGCCCUCUGGACCAGUCUCAUCUUUGCUUUCUCCGACAGCUCCAGCUUGGGUUGCCAGGCCCUUAUUUUCUGGUAUGGCGGCCGGCUCAUGCUCAAGGGAGAGCUCGACAACACCGCCUUCUUCAUCUGCAUGAUGGCCGUCGUCCAGGGAGCCGAGAGCGCGGGUCAGGGUCUCAGCUUCGGCCCCAACGUUGCUCAGGCCAGUGAAGCAUCCAACCGCAUCCUCAACGUUCGCGAGACCCGCAACAAGGACGACAUCUCCAAGGACGUAGGCAUCCCUGACACUGACGGCGGCGUCAAGAUUGAACUUCGGGACGUCCACUUCAAGUACCCCUCUCGCAAUGUGCCCGUCUUCAAGGGCCUCAACCUCACCAUUGAAAAGGGCCAGUUCGCGGCGCUUGUGGGUGCGUCGGGCUGCGGCAAGACCAGCAUCAUUUCAUUGCUUGAACGGUUCUACGACCCGGCCAUGGGCCAGAUCCUUGUCAACGACAAGGACGUCCAGGAGCUCAACGUUUACUCGUAUCGAAACUACCUUUCCCUCGUCGCCCAGGAACCCACCUUGUUCCAGGGCACGCUGCGCGAGAACAUCCUCCUCGGCGUGGACCCCGAACAAACCACGGAAGAGCAGCUCCACGCGGCUUGCCGUGACGCCUCGAUCCACGACUUCAUCGUCUCACUUCCCGACGGCUACAACACCAGCGUGGGCAGCAAGGGUGUCUCUCUCUCGGGCGGACAGAAGCAACGUGUUGCUAUUGCCCGCGCCCUCAUCCGCGAUCCCAAGGUUCUUCUCCUCGAUGAGGCCACUAGCUCCCUCGACUCCGAGUCCGAGAAGCUCGUCCAGGCAGCUUUCGAGCGCGCCGGCGAGGGCAGGACCAUGGUUGUUGUCGCGCAUCGUCUCGCCACCGUUCAGAACGCCGAUGUCAUCUUCGUCUUGGGCGAGGGUAAGCUUUUGGAACAGGGUAGCCACACCGAGCUCCUGAAAGCCAAGGGCGUAUACUGGAAUAUGUGCCAGAGCCAAGCCUUGGAUAGGUGA